AUGAAUCGCAUUGUUCCACACUACAAAAACUUACCUGCAAUAACCGAAGGAAUUAUCAAUCAUUUUCGUGCAGUACUUCUUCAAGAUAUCAACAGUAAAUUAGGUUUUCAUCGAACUAAUGAAGGAUUAAAAACUAUUCAAUGGAACUUUCCAGAAAGACAAGAUGGUUAUAACCGAAUAGGUUCAAUAUUAGGAU
Messenger RNA from Dentiscutata heterogama, 196 nucleotides. The record is from the annotation of a GenBank genome assembly. NCBI's taxonomy places the organism in Eukaryota, Fungi, Glomeromycota, Glomeromycetes, Diversisporales, Gigasporaceae.